This is a messenger RNA of Gloeophyllum trabeum ATCC 11539, 945 nucleotides long. RefSeq lists its product as uncharacterized. The coding region runs from base 1 to 945 and encodes 314 amino acids. The transcript has 2 exons. The record is from RefSeq and is a predicted model, not a curated record. Gene Ontology annotation, molecular function: protein binding. Lineage: Eukaryota; Fungi; Basidiomycota; Agaricomycetes; Gloeophyllales; Gloeophyllaceae.
AUGCGCACCGCCAGCCCUCCCUUCGACAGGGACUCUGCAGACCUCAUUUUCCGCACCACCGACGGCGUCGACUUCCUGGUCCACAAGGCCAUCCUCGCCAUCGCAUCACCGCUGCACAACGACGCCUCCGAGGCCGAAAGCAUGGGAGUGUCUCCCGAUGCCAAAGUCGGAGACCAUGGUGGAGAGACUCAGAGCCGCACGGUGAUUUCAGUGUCGGAAGACAGCGAGACGAUCGACAAGCUGCUCCGGCUUGUCUAUCCCGUCGCUCCGCCGGCCCUGGAAACAUUGGAUGCGCUCAAGCCAGUGCUUGAGGCCGCGGUGAAGUACCAAAUGGAGAGUGUGCUGGAGCUGUUACGCAAGAAGCUUGUAUCGCAGGUCUUCCUGGAGGAAGAACCGCUGCGGGUCUUUGCGAUAACCUGCUAUCACGGUUUCGAGGAGGAGACCAGGGUAGCCGCCAUGUAUACGUGCUACAAGGGUCUGCCGGGGCCUAACGUGAGGGAGCUCAGGAGUAUCACCGCCUCAGCGACCCGUGCUUUGUGGGAACUGAAGGAUAAAGCUUCAGUGUCCGCAAGCUCGGUCGUCACGAAUCUAUCAUGGAUGUCGGAAUGCGACACAAUCCAGAGGAGUUGGGCUUUUUUCUCCUGUUCGCAGUGUAGCCAAAGCUCGAGGGAAAUCAAUGUGCAAGGUGUCAUGGUGUGGCCCAGAGCAUGGUGGGACACCUAUAUGGCCAGCAUCGGACAAGAGUUGAUGAGGGCUCCUUGUGGGAUGGAGGUGACCAGUCCGCGGUUAUUUGCUAACGCGGCAUAUAAUAUCGCAUCAAGUCACUGUUCCUUCUGUCGGGAUUUCGGCAAAGGCCUUAAAGACCUGACGGCCUUCAAUCGGAUUCUCGCCGCAAGAGUUGACAAGGCAGUUUUAGAGAUUGCUGCCACCAUAGACUUUCAGUAG